Messenger RNA from Acanthocheilonema viteae, 2574 nucleotides. Lineage: Eukaryota; Metazoa; Nematoda; Chromadorea; Rhabditida; Onchocercidae. The record is from the annotation of a GenBank genome assembly.
AUGAACGGUGGCAGAUUUGAUUUUGAUGAUGGCGGUACCUACUGCGGAGGUUGGGAAGAAGGCAAAGCUCACGGGCAUGGCGUUUGCACGGGUCCCCAAGGGAAGGGCGAAUAUGCCGGAGCUUGGCAUUACGGUUUCGAGGUAUCUGGAGUUUAUACAUGGCCAUCUGGAAACACUUAUCAAGGUCAAUGGCAAAACGGGAAACGACAUGGGCUUGGAGUCGAGCAACGCGGUCGUUGGAUAUAUAAGGGUGAGUGGACUCAAGGAUACAAAGGUAGAUAUGGACACCGGUUGUCGGUGACUUCACAGGCUAGGUAUCAGGGUACCUGGUCCGCAGGGUUUCACGAUGGUUAUGGUACGGAAACUUACGUCGAUGGAGGUGCUUAUCAAGGACAAUGGUUACGUGGUAUGCGACAUGGAUACGGCAUCCGGAAAAGUGCUCAACACGGUGUGGCUGCGAAGUUUCGAUCCCGAUCACGCACAAACGCAUCUCUUACUUCACUGAGGUCUGAAUAUGGCGAGAGUGAGGAGAAAGAGAGGAAUUACGAUGAAGCAGAUGAGAAUCGAGGUGGCUUUGUGCUAAAAGCUUGCAGUAAAGCACCUACCAGGCGUCGGUCUCUUUCGGAGCGUUCAUUAGCCGUGAAGCGAACCAUUCUAAGUGGUUUACGAAUCAAAAAGCAACAUUCAACUGGUGAUAUACAUCAACGUGUCACUACCGGAAGUUUAAGGUCAAGCGGUAGCACAGUAAGCUGUACAUCGGACGAAUCAGAACACCGGCAAGGACGGGAAAAUCUGAUCGUAACUCAAGAAGAUCACAUUGAUCCGAAUACGACUGAAGUUUACAAAGGUGAGUGGAAAAACGACAAACGAUGUGGAUUUGGAGUUGGUGAACGAAGUGAUGGGCUGAAAUAUGAAGGGGAAUGGUUUAAUAAUCGAAAAUGUGGCUAUGGAAUUACAACUUUUAGAGAUGGCCGGAGGGAAGAAGGGAAAUAUAAAAAUAAUGUAUUAAUAUGCUCAAACCGUAAGAAGGGAUUGUUGUUUGUACGCUCAUCAAGAUUUAAAGAACGUGUUGGAAAUGCUGUUGAAGCUGCCAAUCGUGCUGCCACUAUUGCUCAACAGAAGGCAGACAUAGCUAUAUCGCGAACAUCAACAGCUAAAGAACGCUCGGAGCAAGCCGACUAUAUAGCAUUGCAAGCUCGUGAAGAUGCCGACACAGCUAGAUUGUGUGCAAAGCAGUUUGCUCCUGAGUUCAGGCAAUCCAAUACAGAAGCGAUUCGAAUGCAAAUGAAUUGCUUGCAACAGCAACAUAGUGCUGGUACUAUUACUAGCGCAAAUCAUGUCGCUUUCGACUCACCGCCCACUUCCAAAAGUUCUCAUGAAUCACGUGACCUCUCCGAUGAACUUGUUAUCUUGAAUCCUCCUUCUUUACCAAGUGCCACACCAGAUAUUACUUACUCACCAUCACAACAACCACAAACUCCAGACAGUACGCUAUACCAACAACCUCAGCAGCUAAUGGUUAAUAUGAAUUCCUAUCAGCAAGGAAUUAUGGCUAAUUCAGAUGUGGAUUUCAUGUCGUCAUCACUGCAGCAGCAUCAUCAGUCAUCCAAUCCUGGUGGCUAUCAAAGUAGUUCUGGAUUUCAGGCUAGCAAUGUAGCAUCGGUCUAUCAGCAGCAGCAACAACAACAACAAAAUGUUAAUUCAAUUGGUUAUGCGGGUCCACAACAAACUUCCAUAUUUGGUCCAACUUCUUAUCAAGUGUUGCCAAGUGUUUCUUCAGCACAUAAGAUUGCUAGCGGUUAUCAGUCCUCUACUCAACUUCCUGUUAUUUCGGGUACACCUUUACCGGUCGUUCAGGUUCCCUACAUUUCCUCCUCUUCAUCGUGUCAUCCAAAUACAGCGCCUCAUCACAAUGUCAAAGUAUCGCAUCAAUAUCAGCAGAAACAGCAACAUCACCAUCAAAAUGUUCUUGCUUCAUAUCCAGGUACAGAAUUUGCAAUACCAGACCAGCAGUCGUUUAUUUUUCAUUCCGAUAUCACAUCUUCAGAGCAAGCAAAUAACACGACCUCUAAUGUUACUGGUGAAUUACAACAGCGUCAGUUCAGUAAUGGCACUACGGAUCCGCGUUCCAUUCAAAAUAUUAGUCCAGCUUCUUCUAGAAAUUUGUUACAGAAUUUAUAUAGGCGGUCGACGUUAGCAACAGCUAGUGAUAAACGAUUAGAAGAUGCUGUGAGACGAGGACGAGGAGGAGGUAGUAGUGGUGACGAUGGAUUCGAAGAAGUCGAAGGACGUGGUUCAUUGCCAAAUUUGGUCGAACUUGAAGUAUCUGGGGUGCAACUGAGGAGAGAGGAAGCGGCACGACUUGCUUCGCAACAGCGCCAAGAGUUGCAACGCCUUCUCGAAGAAGAACAAUUAUUGCGUAGUAAUCCUCUCCGAUAUUUGUUUCAUCCUGCUUUUAGGGCGUGGAUAAUACGGUGGAAAAUGCCACUCGUGCUUUCAAUGGCGAAUAUUUUCCUGUUAAUGGUUUUCUAUAAUCUUCUCACUUACGAAAAACGAACGCGUGAACGUCGAUGA